CGCCUUCUGCUGUACUUCCUUAAAACAAGCCACUUCUGCUGCUAAAAAGAUGGACUCGUCAUACCAUCAGGCUGGUUAUCAUCUGAGCCGAUUCACACCAGGAUGAAGCUCUAUUUGAUCCGUCACGCAGAGUGUGGACAUAACGUGGGACAGGCAGCGUACGCGUCUUCUGUUGACCUCAGUAGAAUGGCAGCUGACAGUCCUGGCACAUCGUCGGACUCUGCAGAGGCGAUGAAAAUGGCCACUACCUGACCGAGAACGGUAGGACGCAAGUGCAUCUACUCGCUCGAAGCCUCAGGGAUCGCAUGAUCCGCUUCACUCAUGUUUUCUCGUCAGAUCUGGACCGGGCUUCGGAAACGGCGCAGGGUAUCUGCCAACAACAGCUGGCAAGUGGCGCGUUGUUGGCCCCGAUACAAGUCCCGACUCUUCGCGAGCAACAGUACGGCUCCCUUGAAGGUACACGGUGGCAGUCCGGUGCUCCUGCUUCCAGCAUCAGUUCCCCGGAUGCUUUGCGUGGAGGCGAGCCGACGUACACCGACGAGGAGUCUGUGGUCUCCAUGCGGAGUCGUAUGAACGCAUUUUUACAGGAUCACAUAAUGCCUUUCCUGGUCAAUGCAGAUGUCGCAAACGAGGAGGUCAUUGCUGUUGUUGCUCACGGCGUCAUCCUCCAGGUUCUCUGGGUUUGUCUCGCGGAUUUAUUCAAUCAAAGAGUUAUCCACCUUGGACCUGGUGUCGGACAAGCUGACUUCGGGGACUACGUGCGUCCUGUAUGGUCGAACACCGGUGUGAUGGAACUGGACAUCCGGUCCGCAUCGGUCGUACCACCGUACGUCCGUGAUGCGGCGCGUCCACCUCCGUUCUUGCUUGGUUCUUUGCAGCGGCCCGAGUCAUUCGAGGCCCCGCUGUCUGGAUGGUCCAUGACCGUCAUGGCCGUUGAUGAUACAGCUCAUCUUGACACCACGGCUCAGCAGGUUGAGCGCACGGGAGGGACCGUUCGCAAUACUCUUCAACCAUCUAGGCAGGCGACAACAAAUCAGUUUUAUCGGCUAACCAGCACAGCAUGAUUAAUAUCCAGGUCUCUUGGACGCAGCUUCGUGCUCUCAGCAGGUAAGAUAGUAUUCUCUCAUAUCACGUUCCUCUUUUCCUUGCCUUUUGCCUCCUUCCGUCUUCGGGGUCACUUCCAAUGAUGAAGAAAGAUUUCACACAGACCUGUUCUGAGUAUUUCUAUGCGGAUCAACAAUCGUUCCAACUGCUGUCUGAGAAAGUGACCCUUCCUUUCCUUGCUCCCCUGAAUAGCACGUCGUCCCGGCUUUAAUGUUGAUGGAUUACUUGGGAAAAGAAGACUGACUCAUUAUAGUCUAGAUGAACAUUUCCGCGCAGGCCGCUGCAAUGCUGUACCACUUAUUUCAUGAUGUUAAGGCACUUUAGAC
Messenger RNA from Aspergillus novofumigatus IBT 16806, 1430 nucleotides. Its product is annotated as histidine phosphatase family protein. The transcript has a single exon. Gene Ontology annotation, cellular component: cytosol. Gene Ontology annotation, biological process: regulation of pentose-phosphate shunt; negative regulation of glycolytic process; positive regulation of DNA repair. NCBI's taxonomy places the organism in Eukaryota, Fungi, Ascomycota, Eurotiomycetes, Eurotiales, Aspergillaceae. Gene Ontology annotation, molecular function: fructose-2,6-bisphosphate 2-phosphatase activity. The record is from RefSeq and is a predicted model, not a curated record. Bases 306 to 1064 code for a protein of 252 amino acids.